CGACAGCAGGCAACCGGCAAUUGAGCGCUAUAUUGCAACGACAUGUCCCGUGCCUGCGGCGCGCUGAACGGAUACUUGACCUCUUGCCAAACUCAGCAUGGCCGCUGAUUCGGCUGCUAACCUGCAGCUGUUCUCACCACCAGGCUCGGGGCGCUCUUCACCAGCACCACGAGCAACGCGCAACGCUGCAGAAGACGCUUUGUACAAGAAGGACAAGUCUUUCCGGCGUUAUGCGCUCGGCGUCGAUCGAACACUCGCCCUCUGGGACACGGCGCAGCAGGAAUGGGCCGACUAUAUCUCUUUCCUUGGGCGCCUGCUGAAGGCCCUGCAGGCGCAUCCACCCGAGACACCUGUCAUACCUCAUAGCGAUACAGUCGCACUGCGAUUAGCGCAGUGCUUGAAUCCAGCGUUGCCUUCGGGUGUACAUCAGAAAGUCCUCGAGGUCUAUGCUUACAUCUUCACCACCAUUGGAGAAGAUGCCCUUGCUCGUGACCUGAACCUCUACCUGCCAGGCCUUGCCACGACCCUCUCGUUCGCCUCGCUCUCCGUCCGUCCGCUAUUCCUCUCCAUCUUCGAGAAUCACAUCUUGAAACUCAGCGGCGAUGCGCUAAGACCUGCCCUGAAAGCCGUCAUACUGUCUCUGCUGCCAGGUCUUGAAGAUGAGACAAGCGAGGACUUUGAGCGUAUGGUGUUGGCGCUCGAUAAACUACGGAACGCUGUCCAGGAUCAGACGAAUGACAUGGCAGAUGCGAAAAGCAGUAACGGGCAUGCGUCUCAUUUCUGGCAGUGCUUCUUCCUUGCAAGCAUUACGAACGCUUCGAGACGGCAAGGUGCACUUGCCUUCCUGACUCGUCGACUACCCAGGUUUGGACAACAGGCUGGAAGUCUAUCGCUCGAAGCUGAGGCAGCUGUCCAUCCAGAACCGGGCUUGUUGAUACGAUGCUUCGAAUCGGGUCUCUCGGACCCACAACUUCUGAUUCAAAGAGGCUUCCUCGACCUGAUCGUCAGUCACCUACCGCUCGACUCUCCUGUUCUUCAGCAGAGUAUUAGCAAAGCAGACCUAGAGCGCUUGGUAGCCGCUGCAGCAAGCGUAGUAUCGCGCAGAGACAUGAGCUUGAAUCGCAGGUUGUGGGCGUGGUUUCUUGGUCCAGAACCUUCUGCUGCUGAUGCUGGCGACGGUGUUGAAUCGCCUACCCAGGAACGACAUCAGACGACGGCUGACCCGUCCACUAUUCAUGCAGCCUACUUCUCCCGAUACGGUCUGGCUGCAUUGACGACGAGUGUACUGAAAUUGAUCAACCGACGCACAAUGGCUCCCGCUGAGCGCGCACGACCAUUUCGCGUUUGUUUGUCGCUCAUGGAUCGCUGGGAAGUCGGCGGUUUGAUUGUGCCCGAGCUGUUCCUACCCGCGCUGCAGAGUGUUCACACCUAUAGCGAACAGGCAUCGAAAGAACAGGUAGACGAGGUCAUGCGAAGUGCCAGUGCAUUCUUCGAUGGUGUUGAUAGUGGCUUGAUAUGGGGCAAAUUGACUCAUCUUGUCACUUCGUCUCUAGACGGAUCAAUAACCAGCCAAGAGGCGUUACGGCAAAUGAAGCUUGCGAAGUUUGUUCUUGCUCGCUUCAAUCUCAAGGAAGAAGAUAUGCUGCUUCAUCAUAUGCCACUGAUGAUUGUUGCUACUCUGACCUCCCUUGGCGACAUCUCACAACGUCGCAACUCGCUAGCUAUCGAAGCUGAGGUUAUUGACUUGGCUCUUGAAAUAGCUGAGUCCCUUGUUCAAGGUGUACCGGAUCGGGCAUUGAGAGCUGAUCAAGCCUCGCAAGAGCCGCAAGUAGGCAAGGCCGAGGAAGUAUCGAGGAUCCAAGUUCUGGAGCAGAUAGCAGCCUUCUACGAAGACGCCCAAGCAGGACUGGAGCCGACGGACCAACUGUACGAACCUGCUUUUGCCGGUCGCAUUGCCCUGCGUCAGGCUUCACACAUGACACUCGCCACACUCCAAGCAGAUGGAUGGUCGUAUUCGCCCGAGAUGCCAUCAAAGAUCUUGGCUAAUUUAAUCGUCAAGACUCAGAACCUGGACGCAAUUGACGACUUCGACUUUGCAUCUGUUCUCCAGGACUCCCUCUCUACAUACACAUCUGUAAAGCCCGUGUCUUUCUCACACCUGGUUGCGAUCGCUGGCGUCCUCGUAGCAUUACAAGUGGGUCGCCUCUCACAGCCAUACAUCUCCCCGUCGAUUCUGUCCGGACUUUUGCAUCAGCUACUUGCCUGCUUAUGGCACUAUCUAUCACCAACAUUGCCGAAGUAUCAUGUCGAAGCUACUCUUUGUGUACUGCAGUUGCACUCAAUCUCACCAUCCGGUCGCUUGAUUGAAGCGGCCAUCGCUGCGAUGAUUGCAAAAGAAAUUCGGGAUGUUUCGACGGCUACGCUCAUUCCAGACUGCGGUCGACGCUUUGCAGUGCUCUGGACGCAUACUAUGCAUGAGCUUAGCCUUCAAUCAGAGAAACGUGGAAGUGUGACACGACGACCAAGCGGGAUGUCUUUGCCGGCUCCUACGCUGGCUCCAGCAACGUUUCAUUCAGUUUUGACAAGACCCUUGCUUUUGCUGCUGGAUACCUUGGCUGAAGAGGGCGCAGAGACUGCGACCUUUGUAAAGAGUUGGCUACUCGACCUUCCCACACUCGGUAAAGUCUUUGAAGUAUUGGCGCUGCACCUCCAGUCUCUGCAAUGUCUAGCAGCAAUCGAGUCGCUUAACCCCAGCAAGACUUCCAACUUAAGACCAAGAGCGAAUGCCGAGGAUGAUACCAGAGAAUGCUUGUACUACCUAGGACACAUCUUUCACAUGCUGAAACGACCUUCACAACUCACCUGGGCAACUCUGGCGCACACAGCUGUUACAUGGGACACGGCUUUGGAGCAUCGAAUGUCUCUCCAGGAGUGGCUCAUUCGGAAGUGUCUUGGUGCCUUGUCUAUCCAAGCUGGCAUCGCAGACGCGAUCCUCGAACCUCAUAUCCAUGAGCUACACCGGAUCGCCAUUUCUAUUAUCUCGCAGAUCUACCAAAGUCCAUUCGCCCUAACUUUGAGGGACCUAGAAGUUGAGGUACCGCUGAUAGUCAGACUCAAGACCGCAGUACCAUCAUUGCAAAGCCUCCUGCUGGGUGCAAUUCUCUCUUCUCUUCGCAUACGCGUCACUCAACCCCCAGAAGAGAAGUCACAGGAAUCAAGACCGCCACAAAAUGUCGCUCAAAGGUCAACGCUCUCGCUAGCCUUGAACAGGGAUUCAGUGGAUCAAGCACCGCCACCCGUUCCGCCUCCUUCCCAGCUUAUUGAGUGCCUCAAGUUCGGAUUCUCGUCCCCCUCCAGUCGACUUGUACUUGAUGAUUGGGUGCAGUUUCUCAUCGAGGUUUUGCCCAUGUUUGCCGACACCAUUUUCGAGAGUUUAUUGCCUCUGGUAGAAUGCUUCUGCAAAGAGAUCAAUGACACCUUCGAUCUUUUGAAGAUUACCUUUGCAAAACACGAGGCACUCGUCGGAUUUUCGCCCGAAACCACGCUCGUCUCUUUGAUCAACGGUCUCGAGCAGAUCCUUGCUAAGGCACAUGAUCGCCUGAUGAUUCAAGAGACACAGGCCUCGGCCAACAAAACACCUGAGGUUCCUCAGGGCUUCUUCAGCAAUGUAGUAUCUGGCGUUUUUGCACCGGAAGCUAAUCAGACAAGGACACCAACUGCUAAUAGUAGACUCACGGUCUUAUUAUGCUUCCAAGAUACUGUGCGCAUUUGCUUCGCUAUCUGGUCUUGGGGCGGAUUUGCACAAGAUCGUCAGGAUUCAACAUCGGCGUCGUCCUUUAGUUAUACUUCGUUGCGUAUGCGCAAUCGAGCACGACGUCUCCUCGAACAUCUCUUUGCUGCAGAAGCAUUAGAAUGCCUUGAGACUCUGGUAGUUUCCUGGGCCCAUACAAACCAAGAAGAUGCGCACGAAACAGCCGUCAUGGGUCUUCUCAACGUACUGAACGGAUCGAGGCCGAAGCUCACUAUACCAGCGAUCUUUAACGCCAUUUACAGCCGCACAGAUCCGAAUGCAUUGGAUUCUAACCGCAUGUCCACCUUGACCUCGGAUCUGUCUGACACGGAUCUUGUUGCAUUUUUAGUGGACUACACUAGAUCACUCGAGGACGACGCAAUGGACGAGAUCUGGCAGGAUUGUACGUUGUUUUUGCGCGAUGUCCUGGCCAACCCUCUGCCGCAUCGACAAAUAUUACCAACUCUACUCGAGUUCACUGCUGUGAUUGGCCAAAAGGUUGAUAAUACAACAUUUGGUGAGCAACGGAAGAUGAGGAGAGAACUUGCGGAUAUAUUCGCACGCAUCUUAACAGCGACGUUUACGACGCGCCCCAUGGGAUACGCGCAGGAUGCGAGUCACUCUAAAUCGGACGCAAAGACACUUUCGAGCACGAACAGCGUUCGUGCACAGAAGAGGGCUUCCGAAGUAGUAGCUAUACUUACGUCUAUCGUGCCGAAUCUGCCCAUCGUCCUUGCGGAUACAGAUCGCGUCACGAAGAUAGUCUCAGACAUUUCUACGUCGGUCAUUGGCCCCACAUUUCGAGCGAAGGCGUUUCCAGAAAAUGUAUCCGCCAACACCCUCGAUCUCCUCCACCAGUUGACAAAGGUCGCCCAGGGCAGCAAACUACUUAAGAAAGACAUCUACGACGCCUUCAAUGAUUCGAAGUUCUUCAAUACACCUCUCGAUCUGAUCCGGGACUCAUGGCUACCGAUACUUUCGCAGUGGACGCAAUCAGAUAAAGAACGGGUGCCAGAGCUUCUAUCACGGCUGACAGCCCCGACAACAGCCGGAAUCAUGUUCGGCGUCGGUGCUUCAUCUGCACGGCAGGAAGCUGACCGCAAAGCGCAAACCUCUUUGCGGCGAAUUUCGCUCCUCAUCCUUGCCAGCCCAGAAGACGCGUUUACACCAAACAUCCCACAGAUCCUCGAGAAGAUUGUCGAACUCCUUACAGCGACACCAUCGUCAUCACCAUCAUCCGCCACACGCGCUGAUGUCUUCGUUCUCCUACGAUCGGUCGUCCUCAAAACAUCACCUAUCCACUUAGCACCCGUGUGGCCAGUCGUGAACGGCGAGCUGACCUCUAGCCUAUCAUCGCUAUUACCAGACGUCAGCAACAGGGAACAAUACACCAGCGCCGGCAUAGUCCAGGCCUGCAAACUCCUCGACGAGCUCGUUGUACUCGACCCAGACGACUUCCAACUCAUUGAGUGGCUCUAUCUCACCGACACCAUCGACGCGGUAUACAAACCCUCAGUAACACCCGCUUUGCAGUCUCUCACCGACGAGAUCAAUGAGGUACUUAGCCAGACAUCGUCGACGCCACUCAUUACACCCGCGGCGCAAGACCUAUCUAAUGAAGAUGAGCCGCUGCGCACGCUUUCCCUAGAUCCUCUAAUCCGCGCGCUGGAGGAGGAAGAGGGCGCCAUUGUGUAUGAGAUGCCAAGGACAGAGCUGAUGGAUCGGAUAAUCAGGCCAUUCCUCGGAAACUUGGCGAUGGGUGCAUUCGAGUCACGGUAUGGUGGCGGCGAGGCGGAUUGGAAGGGCAUCUGGGAGAGUGUGGUGAGGGACGCUGCGAGCUGAUUGUAGAUAGACUCGAAGUGCACAAUUUACUUCGUCUGCACGAGAUUCCAGACAAUGCAGCAGUG
Molecule: messenger RNA, 5697 nt
Organism: Boeremia exigua
Lineage: Eukaryota; Fungi; Ascomycota; Dothideomycetes; Pleosporales; Didymellaceae
Product: Dopey, N-terminal-domain-containing protein
Exons: 5
Coding region: 98-5632 (1844 amino acids)
Biological process (GO): Golgi to endosome transport
Cellular component (GO): endosome; trans-Golgi network
Source: RefSeq, a predicted model, not a curated record